UUCUCCACAGUAACUAACACCUCCGCUUUUUUCUCUCUCUUUCUAUGCUCAGCAGAAGUUGGGAUUUUCCGCUCUUCGAUUUUCUCCCUCUCCCCCUUUUUUUUCUUUUCUUUUUUUCCUAUCAUCCAAACACGCCACUUAUCCCCAUGGUCUUUCAAUUUUGAAUAUAGAGAAAAAAAAAAAAAACAAUGGAAAAAAUAAAUUAAAAAAAUAGACUUAUAAGAACCCUUCAAAGCAAACGUGUUGCGUUCUGGGUUUCUUGCAGAGGAGGAACUGAAGAACUUUAAUUGCUCUGAACUGUAGAGCUAGAAUUGGCCUUCUGAAGGGUUUUAACAGAAAUCUAAUAGUAAAGGGUAUGGCAUCUCUCGGAAACAUGAACUCAGAACCACCAGAAAUCGAACAAAUAGUCACAGAAUUCUUUGCGAAAAGUCUCCACAUAAUACUGGAGUCGAGGUCUCCUUAUGUGUCCUCAAGGAAUUACAGUGGAGACCCAACUAUAUCUCCUUCUUCUUCAUCCUCCUCCUCCUCGAGUGUGAGGCCACGAGAUAAGUGGUUUAGAUUAGCAUUGCGGGACUGCCCAGCGGCACUAGAGAAUAUUGAUUUCUGGCGCCAAAGCAAUCUUGAACCAAUGGUGGUGGAUGUGAUUUUGGUUCAGCGACCACAUGACUGGGACCCAAUAAAUUGUAUUCCAAGGAGGGAUCUUGUUAGGAAUACUUCAUUGAAGGAGCAGUCUCGAAAUUCUUGGGGUUCUGAGCAGGAAGAGUUUGGGUGUGUGGCAAAGAGUGAAAAGAUCAUAGAGAGAUGGGUAGUGCAAUAUGAGAGUCGAAAGAAUAGUAGUUUGGGGAGUAAGAGAUCGAGUAAUUCAAAUUCACACAAUUUACUUAAGAUACAGCACACAUUAUAUAAGAAAUCGAUAAUACUAUUGAGGUCUUUGUAUUUAACGGUUAGGCUUUUACCUGCAUACAAACUAUACCAUGAUCUCAAUUCCUCUCAAAUUCAUGCAUUUACUCUUGCUCAUCGGGUGUCUUCUAUUAUCGAGCCUUUCACUGGUAGAGAAGAAGUAGAAAUGCAGCGAUUUUGCUUCACCCCUGUGGACACUUGUUGUGGUAGGCUCUGUCUUUCUGUAUUGUAUCGUGCCUCACUCUCGGAUGUGAGUUCUGAACCAUCGACCCCCAUGUCCCCACAAGUUAUAGCUGAUUAUGUUGGAAGUCCAAUGGCGGAUCCCCUUAAGAGAUUUCCAUCCCUUCCCACGACAUGUUCUCCAUCUUCGGCACCAUUCUCAAGGCGGCAUAGUUGGAGCUAUGACCUUUAUAGAGCUUCGCCUCCUUCAGUUUCUUUCUCACCUUCUCCUACACAUUCAGAGUCUCGUGCUUCAGUUUCUAACCCUGCUUCCCGGCGUCUCCCGCCUAUGAGCUUGCCUCCUCAUCCGCCUGAAAUGUCUGCAGCUCACCACAAGAAUACAGGUUUUGACGAGUAUUGGCCUUCCCCAACAAUUUCUCCCCCCUCCUCUGCAUCGCCACCAACAAAUACUCUGGGUAGUCAUCUGCCAAAAUCACUUUUACGUUCUGAAAGUGCUCCUGUUAGCAUACCUGCAACCAAGCCUGUUAAUACUCCUGCUUUGCCCUACAAACAUAAUUUGCCUCCCUCUCCUCCUCUUAAAGGUACUGGUUGCAGUAAUUCUAAGACUGAUAGAAGGACAUGUCAAAUUCGAACUGGUACAACAGUUGAUAAGAGCUCUAUUGGGAAAGAUGAAACUGGAAAAAUUUCUGGGUUGAAGAUAUCAUCUGGUAGCUCACAACCGGUUUCGGUUUCCCGAAGCUCCAGUAGGUUGUCUCUCCCAGAUGAUUUUGAUGGUUCUGAAUUUUCCUGCCCAUUUAUCACGGAUGACGAUGAUGUGACAGACUCAUACCGUAGAUUUGUUGCCCUGCAAGAAAUUAAGGGAACAGCAAAUUGACAUGCCCUGUUUCGAAGAUACGUUACAUAAUGCUUGCAAGAAGUAACAGACCUCAAUUUUGAUGUAAGCCUUCAAUAUGAUUUGAGAAAUAGGCAGAGGGGAACCACUAAACUGAUAUAUUUAUUUAUUUGUAUUUUUACCCUUUUGAAAUUCUGUUAUCUUUUGAAUAAUUAGAAUCUUUGGUAUCAGUUAGAUUAUUACCUUUGGGUUGUGUACGGUGGUCUUGAAUUUCUUAAGGUGGUAACUGUUACCAUGCAAUAUAUUUCCCAAGGUGAUUCUGUGCCUCAAUAGAUUAUAAAUUUUGGUACUAUUAUAUAAUUCUUAUUAUUCAAGGAUUACAACUUCAUUUAGACAGUGUUAGCUUGCUAUUUUAGCAUUAGUGUGCUCUUUCUAAUCUUUUCUAGCCUGUUGUUUUCUAAUUGCUCAAUGUGGUUUUGAAAUCUCAGUAACCAGAUGUGAGAAUUCAGCAUUGCUUGCCUGUCCUUUAUGUCAAAGUGGGCACUUGAAUUGCAAUUGAAAAUCAUUCUAUUCUUGGUUUAAACUUUAAAUAUAGAAAGUGAAAGUUUGAGUAGGAAUUAAGGCUGAGGGAACUUUGGGAGUUUGGAAUGUAUUCAUAGAAAAUUUUGUUGUUGGCUUAUUAAUAAUUUCUUACAGAUUAAUGGUACUGGCAAGCUAAUGUUGUGCAGCCGAAAAUAAAAAAUUAAACAAAUGUUUGGAGGUCAAAGUUCUGACUUAUGCAUCUAUUUUUAAUGAAAUCAGCAGGACAAUAUGGUUGAAAAUGAAAGUGAAAAUUUUCUUUGGAUACAUGAGUUCAGCUGGUCCCUGAAAGUCAUUUUAAGUAUUGAAUGGUUUACACAUUUCCUUGUACAGAAUUGGUGAACAUCGCAAAUAUUUUUUUAACAAUUCUUGUUUUGCAACUCUGCCUUUAAAAGGUUGCAGAAUUUUGACACAUGACUGUAUUGUUUAUUGAAAUAUCCUGGAGGCUCUAUUUUAUGGCAUCCUUAGACAUUGAUGAAUAAAUUUUUUAAUUGAAAUCUUGUUGAAGCAGUGGAAGUGAAUUGAUGUUGGAUGGAGAAGGAUAUUGAAUCUGGAAAAUCCAUCUUCCCCCUGAAUUAUUAUUAUUUGGUUUUAUUUUUUUUUCUUUCCUGCAGAAAACAAUUUGGUUCUGAUGUAUUGGUUGAGUUCCUAAUAAGCUGUUUUGGGGUAUAU
Messenger RNA from Vitis riparia (riverbank grape), 3163 nucleotides. RefSeq names its product autophagy-related protein 13b. NCBI's taxonomy places the organism in Eukaryota, Viridiplantae, Streptophyta, Magnoliopsida, Vitales, Vitaceae. The transcript is spliced from 4 exons. Bases 356 to 1954 code for a protein of 532 amino acids. Gene Ontology annotation, cellular component: Atg1/ULK1 kinase complex; extrinsic component of membrane; cytosol. The record is from RefSeq and is a predicted model, not a curated record. Gene Ontology annotation, biological process: autophagosome assembly; protein localization to phagophore assembly site; mitophagy.